AUGCAACUGCUCGUGGUCCUCGCCCUGGUGGGCUUCUCAGCCCUGGCAGGAUGCUCUCCAAGACCAAACAACUUGCCAGCAGAAUCCCAAAAAGCCCCUCAUGUCAUCAAGGCGCCCCUUCGCCGCAUGGAGACACCCUCUGCGCGGCAAAGACUGGCCAACAUGCGCAACACUCGGGCCCGGCCGCCGCGGCCGCACAUCAAGCACUACUUCCAGAGUCCCAACGGGACGUUUCCUCGGGCCAACCUCAGCAACAUCUUUGAUGGCUACGAGUACAUGGUGGAUGUGACGGUCGGCACGCCGCCGCAGAAUCUCAGCGUCAUCUUUGACACGGGCUCGGACCAGACGUGGCUCAACCCGCAGUGCAUCGCCAUGUCUCACCAGGCAAUCUGUGUGGCUUCGGGCAGCUACAACAGCUCCCAGUCGACAACGGCCAAGAACUUGUCUUCCGAGUUCUCCAUCAUCUAUGGCUCUGGCACGGUCGAGGGCUGGUACAUGAGAGACACCGUCUCCAUUGCAGGACUCUCCGCUGAAAAUGUUCAGUUCGGCGUCGCCACGUAUUCGUAUGCCAUGGACUCGGGCAUCCUUGGGUUGGGAUACGACAGUGUCUUUAUGGAUGAGCUACAUGGCCAGGGGAAGAUUGACUCCAAGGAUUUCAGCGUCAGUCUUGGGCCCAAUGCGUCACCAAACGGCGAAAUUGUCCUUGGCGGCGUGGACACCAAAAAGUACUUUGGUCCACUCAAGUCGAUCCCGAUGCUAGAUGACGAGGGGCCAUUUGCCUCUGUACUGCACUAUUCCGUCAACCUGACGUACAUGGGCGUGACCUCCAAGGGCUCUUGCAGAUCCGCAGCCGCAACCGAGGCGGAUUUUGUGACUCCCACCCUCGUCGACACGGGCAGCACCAUUGCUCACCUGCCCUUUGCGGCCGCCAACCGGACUGCUGCCAUGAUACCCGGCACCCGCUUCGACCCGUACACACAGAUGUGGAAAGUCAGUUGUCACUACGCCGGGUCGGCCGAGACCGUGGACUUCGCCUUUGGCGACGUCGUCGUCAACAUCCCCAUGCGCGAGUUCAUCUGGCGCAACGUCCCCAUGGGAGGUCAGUGCUACUUGGGUCUUGUUGGCGAUGCCGAUAGCAUCGGAUUCUCGGUUCUUGGAGACAGUUUCUUGCGGGCUCUUGUCGCUCUCUAUCAACCGGACAAGAAGCUUUUAAAAAUUGCCCCUUACUCAGACUGCGGUUCCGACGUCCAGUCCAGCAACGCGACCGCCGGCAACCUUACCGGGAAAUGCAGCCGUCCGUCUUGGGACACAUGCACCUCAAGGCCAACCCCGGUGCCGUUGCCAGCCACCACGUCGGCCAUGUGGACUCCAACCUGGCCGACCACGACGACGACAACGUCAGGCGCGUCCCCCACCAGUGAUGCAACUUUCUUGCUGCCGCCCACCGAGCUCACAACAGACGUCCUGGAUACGUCUACGAGCAUCGACUGGGGAGUUGACACGUCGGCAUCCACGGAUCCCAUGACAACACGGUCGUACUCGACAUGCUAUGACGAGUUCUUGGACACGAUGCUCGGGUGUGAGGUCAGGACAAAAACCACGACUGAUUACUGGGGCGACACCAUCACCCUCUCGAGUACCGUAUUCUGGGACAGUCCACUGUCGCCCACCGACGAGACAUCAACAACGUCAACAACAACCGCCUUGUCUACGGCGAUCGGCAACCCCGGGCUCCCUACCAUCCCCAAAGUCGCUCCCACUGCAUCCGUCACCGAAACCGCACCACUGACAACCUACGAGCCAAGUCUCGAGUACACGUCGACCUCCACCAAGCAAGGGCCCUGCUUCUCCUACCACGAGUGCAUCUUGACCUUCAGCACCCCGCUCGGCGCCACCAUCGCCUCCGAGGUGACCGAGUGCGGGACCUACUGGACCUGCACCGACGUCGUGCCGUCGUCGACGUCUUCUCCCUCGUCGUAUUCGCUCGACCUGGAUACGACGUCCUCGUCGUCCCUGGACUGGUUUCCGACCAGCGACGGCAUCUUGCCCCUGCCCACCAUCGUCCCGACGCCCGUCAGCUCCGACGACUGGUCCGUCUUGCCCGUCGACACCGAGACCGAGCCCGGCGCGCCCUCCAGCACCGACGCGGCUGUGCUGCCCAUCUCGACCACCAGCACCUCUGUCUACUGCACCACGUCUUGGGUCUACGUGACGCUUUACAGCACCGUCUACAGCACCCCCGAGCCCAUCAACACUUGGACCAUGGCCGGUCGCAAGUAG
Pyricularia pennisetigena is the source of this 2280-nucleotide messenger RNA. RefSeq lists its product as uncharacterized. The coding region runs from base 1 to 2280 and encodes 759 amino acids. NCBI's taxonomy places the organism in Eukaryota, Fungi, Ascomycota, Sordariomycetes, Magnaporthales, Pyriculariaceae. Gene Ontology annotation, biological process: proteolysis. The transcript has 5 exons. The record is from RefSeq and is a predicted model, not a curated record. Gene Ontology annotation, molecular function: aspartic-type endopeptidase activity.